Messenger RNA from Amborella trichopoda, 1326 nucleotides. The record is from RefSeq and is a predicted model, not a curated record. NCBI's taxonomy places the organism in Eukaryota, Viridiplantae, Streptophyta, Magnoliopsida, Amborellales, Amborellaceae.
GGUAAACCAUGUGAAACCUCUAUGUCAUAAAGCUUUUCAAUGUCAUGGGUUUUUAUGGUGGUACAUUUCAAUGUGCUUUCUUGUUUCAACAAAAUCAUGAAGUUUUCAGGGCCCUCUUCUAUCUCUGUUAUUCACACCACAAGAAAAUAGAUGUGGCCGCGCAAUCGGCUGGCGAGAAAACGGAUGCCUGGCCAUUGCUGAUUUCUAUGCUGUAGUCCAUUAUAAUGCCUUCUGUCCUUCCAUGAGAGAAAAUGCUUUCCAUGCCUUCUUCUCUCUCCAUUACUUCCACUAACUUUUAAAGUCGGGCAGCAUACUGCUUUCUUCUCUCCUAUGAAAAGUCACAACACUUCUCUAUGCCUUCUCCCUCUAAUCUCAACUACAUUUUCGAGCACUUUAAUAUAUUACAACCGUUGCCCAUACACAGUCUGGCCUGGCAUCCAGCCUAGUGCAGGCCAAUCCAUUCUCGCAAAUGGUGGCCUCCGCCUCCUCCCAAACCAAAUCUUCUCUCUCAAAGCGCCAUCUGGAUGGUCUGGCCGCUUUUGGGGGCGCCAAGAUUGUGUUUUCGAUCACUCGGGCAAGGGCCAUUGCGCAACCGGUGACUGUGGUGGCCUCUAUUGCAAUGGCCUUGGUGGUGCACCUCCUGCUACUCUGGCUGAGAUAACACUAGGAGAACAAGAUUUCUAUGAUGUUUCUUUGGUUGAUGGUUACAAUCUUGGAAUCUCUAUAAUGCCAGUUAGGGGUUCCGGGAAGUGUAGCUAUGCUGGUUGUGUUAGUGAUUUGAAUGGGGUGUGUCCAUUAGGAUUACAGGUGAGGUCGGCGCAUGAUAAUAGGGUGGUAGCUUGUAAGAGUGCAUGUUUUGCAUUUAAAUCGCCACGGUAUUGUUGCACCGGGAGCUUUGGGAAUCCUCAGGCGUGCAAGCCAACUGCUUAUUCAAGAUUGUUCAAGACUGCAUGCCCGAGGGCUUACUCGUAUGCAUACGAUGAUCCGACGAGUAUUGUCACUUGCAAGGGGGCCAGUUAUGUUGUCGCCUUCUGCCCAUAGAUGAAUGCCUCUCUCUCUCUCUCUCUGAGAUAAACUAAUGUUAACUAUUAUUAGUAUUAAGUAGUGUUUUGUGUCUUAAAGUGAUACUUAUUCAGUUCUUAUGCUUACAGUAAUAUAGGUUUUUGGGAGUUUUCUCGUUGAUUUUGGAGACCAGGGUUAUGUAAUCCCUUGUUACUGUAAUCCAAGAUGCUUUUGCAUCGUCUGCCCUUUUAAAGUGUAAUGGUGUCGAUUUCGACUGUUAUCCCUAGUAUACUGCCCAAUAUAUGUUCAACCAUUUUGCACUCA